AUGGCAGCCACGAAUGGCGGGGCAUGGAGCUAUGCCGUACCCUUGGACGAGAUGGAUGGCAAUAUCAGGCAUCUGCCGCACCGACGGGACACGAUGGGCAAUCCAGAGCACGAGGGCAAGAAGCUGCAGCAGUUGGACAAACGUCCCAGCGCUUGGGACCUGAUGUCCGACUCGGAGACGACCAAGCAGCGGAGGACGUCGAUGCGACAGAACAACACCACCGCGGGACGGAAACGUUCACGCAACCAGCUCCGAGAGAUGCGGCAGCAGCACGACGAGAACAAGAAAGGGCAGGUGCCAGGCGUGGACGACUCGGCAUGGAUACACAGGGACAAGCUGGCGCAGAUAGAGAUCCAGGAGAUGGCAGAUGCGGGCAUAUCCGUUCGACGCUCUCGCCGCUCAGAGAGCGCUGGUCCCAACGAUGCCAGGAACGGGCGUUCGCUCAGUCGCUCCAGCGCGCAUCGACCGCGAAGUCGCACGAGCCAGACCCGCCAGAAUGACAUCAGCAACGAUGUGGAUUAUGCCAAUGCGUACCCUGCCUACGGUGAUGAAUCUCCUCGCAAGCGCGUUUCGACCGUACCCUCGGCACCAAAUGAAGCGCCAGAGCCAGAGCCAGAGCCUAUGCGGCAUGAGCAUCAUCCUGCUGCGGAUGCUGACUACAAUCCAUACAGAGACGCCGACUUCCGCAACCCAGAAGACGUCGCUCGGGAGCGACAGGCAUACAAGGGACAGAUGGCUCGCCCAAGCACGUCCCGCAUACCUGUAUCACGCGUGACACCAGUCCCUGUGCCAAAGGACAUUGCAGACCGAGAUUCACCUCUCCCUCGAAGCCGCGCAGGCAGCCAGAAUUGGGGCAGCAGCUUUGAUGAGAUGCGCAAUGCCCGCAAGAUUCGCAGUCCUAGCGUGAGCAGUGCAAUCUUGCUGGAUUCUGACCCGGAGAAGUCUGAAAAGUCCAAGACGACACCACCUGGGAGCUCUUCAAACAAGAACUCGUCGAACGACGAGUACAGUCCUCCAAAGAGUCGCGUCCCUACGAAAGCAACGCCUGGCUCAAGGAAGACUUCGCUCCCGACCGCUACGAAUAGACCUGGCUCUUCGCACCAGAACAAGCGGGCAGUCUCUGGUGCAACGACUCAGCGACCUGGCUCCAGCUCAGGACGAGGACAUAAAUCACGGCCAUCUACUGGCCGACACUCUCCGCCGGAAGGAGAGGCACCUUGGAUUGCGAGCAUGUACAAGCCAGACCCGCGACUGCCGCCGGACGAGCAAAUGCUGCCAACUCAUGCCAAGCGGAUGAUGCAGGAGCAGUGGGAGAAGGAGGGGAAAUCUGGCACUAUCUACGACCGCGACUUCAACCUGUUGAACGAUGAAGAGCCUCCACGACCGAAGGUGCCUAUCCUGGACACACACUCAUUACUACCACCUAUCCCGCGAAGUCCGUCGCCUGAAAAGAAUCGAAUGUCGCCUAAUGGUUCUGCGAAUGGAGGACCUUGGCCACUCAGUCCCACGAAGUCUGACUCCCGCAGUGAAAACGGCAGCGUCAGGCCAGGUACGAGUGGCGGCUACAAGAUCACGCCCACGAUUCCACCCUCAUCACCGCACAUACACCGCUCGAAUACAGCAUCGCCUAUCUCACCCGCACAGCCACCGACCACGGCCCACAACACGACACCACGAGUACCUGAUCUCGAUGAGAAGGAAGAAGCCAAGGCCAAGAAGGCUUGCUGCUGCGUGGUGAUGUAG
Fulvia fulva is the source of this 1743-nucleotide messenger RNA. RefSeq lists its product as uncharacterized. The transcript has a single exon. The coding region runs from base 1 to 1743 and encodes 580 amino acids. The record is from RefSeq and is a predicted model, not a curated record. NCBI's taxonomy places the organism in Eukaryota, Fungi, Ascomycota, Dothideomycetes, Mycosphaerellales, Mycosphaerellaceae.